AUGAAUCGAGAACUCGGGACGAGCGAUCUGACACCUUUUAUCGUGGACGGUCUCCGGUCCUUGUCCGUCGACACCCAUUCCAAAGAACUGGCAUCAACUAACUUUGUUUCAAUCACAGGCAAUGAUCGAAGAGAUCGCAGACGUUCGCGAUCUCCUGGAGUAGACCGGUACGAGCCUCGGUCUCGCCGAGAAGACAGAGAUAGAGACAGAGACGAUCGCCGACGAAUAAGUUCGCCACCGGCAAACAUUGACCGCUAUGUACCCGGGCAAGAAACUGCAUCCCCCGGUGUCACGGUCAAUCCUCUCGCCGAUCCAGCUCGCCUACCUUACCAGGUAGGAUUCUCGUAUUUUGGAGAAUGGUGGAGAAUGAAUGAGAAAAUCAAGGAUGAUAAGGAACGGGCCCGGACUGGUCGCAGACGUGAACCAGAGAGACCACGUGGUGCUCGCGAGUCGCAGGAAGAGCGCGAAAAGGAAAAGGCCAAAAUCCAAGCUGCAUACGACGCCUACAAGGAAGAGCUGCAAGCAAAGAUGGCGCGUUCAUUUGUUUCGGAACAUAAAAAGGAGCAGUGGUUCAAGGAGAGAUAUGUGCCAGAGAUUCGCGACGAGCUUCGCAGUAAGCUCAACGAAAUUCGGCGUGGCGCCUACAGCCAAUGGGAGCAGGAUCUUGAGACAGGGACCUUUGAUGAGUUUUCGUUGGAAGGGUUGCCCAAGGCCGAGAGCAACGGAUCUGGCGGUGUUGUUGAGAAGGAGGAGGGCGAAGCCACCGCUAGCAACGAGAUUCUGGGCGUCGGAGAUCUCCUUCCGGCCAACGGGGCUGACAUCCGCGAUGAGAACCAGUUCCAGCCUACUCUACUGAUCAAGACCAUUGCACCUCAUGUCAGUCGACAAAAUUUGGAGUCUUUUUGCAAGGAAAACCUCGGGGAGGAAGAGGGCGGCUUUAAAUGGUUGUCACUCUCUGAUCCCAAUCCUAGCAAGAGAUAUCACCGUAUUGGCUGGGUGAUGCUACACCCAUCCUCUGAGACAUCCCUCUCAACGGAUCGGACUGAUCCAAAGGAUGACGACGGCGAUGUAGACACAACAACCCCACAGCCAGUGUCAACCGCGGAAAAGGCACUCGAGGCAGUCAAUGGCAAGACUGUCAAAGAUGAAGUGCGAGGCGAUUUUGUAUGCCAUGUUGGCGUUCACAACCCUCCCAAUAACCCAAGGAAAAAGGCAUUGUGGGAUCUCUUUUCCGCUCCUGAACGCAUUGAGCGAGAUCUGCUCCUAGUACAAAGGUUGGUCAACAAGUUUGAAGAAGACUUUGGCUCAGACUUCCAGGCCAUUCUCAAAGUAGAGGAAAAGGUUGACGACCUGCGCAAUAACGGCCGGCUUCAACCAGCUGUCCCGCCUACGCCUGCCAAGAAAGUCAAGAAGCAACGGGAAAUCGUUCUAGACGAAGCAAUGGAUGAUGAAGAUGGCAUGGUGGGCGAGGAGGAAGAGGAGGAGGAAGAUGGCGCCAUUGACGACGAAGCCGAUGAUGAGGACAUGCUCAUCAAGAAAAAGCAACUGGAUCUCUUGAUUGAGUAUUUGCGUCGCGUGUUCAACUUUUGUUUCUUCUGUGUCUUUGAGAGCGAUUCUGUCCACGAGCUUACCCGAAAAUGUCCUGGGGGUCAUCUUCGCCGACCCAGAAGCACCUUGUCUUCAUCUGCGCGAUCUGUGGCUCGUGCAAGCGCGAACGGCGAGCCGUUCCCCGAGAAAAAGAAGACGGCUGAUGUAGAGGAAGCCGAUGCUGAGCCUGCAGAGAGCGAUAAAAAGUUUCGCAACACCUCAAACAAGACGGAGCAGCAGCUGCUCCGGGCGUACAACUGGGUCAAGACGUUUGAGGACAAAAUUAUGCAAAUCUUGGAGCCGCAAACAGUCGACAUUCGCAAACUUGGCGGGCGACCAGUUGACGAAGCAGUGGAAGAAGAGCUGGCCAAGUACGUGAAGCAAGAGGACGAGCACAAGUGGCGCUGCAAAGCUCCAGAAUGCACCAAGCUUUUCAAAGAAGAACACUUUUGGAAGAAACAUGUCGAGAAGAGGCACGCCGACUUCCUGGAUAACAUGAAACAAGAGUUUGAGCUCAUCAACGCCUAUGUCAUGGACCCGGCACACAUUGCGCCUUCGAGGACGGAUGCCAACUCCAACGGACACUUCCCGCCUGCAAACGGGCAAAACGCCACCGGAACUCCUCGGGGCUUUAAUCUGCAAAACUUUUCAAUGAAUGGCAUGAUGGGUAUGCCCGGUUUCCCCAUGGCUGGAGGCAACUUUCCACCCAUGUUUGCCGGCAUACAAGCAGGCGGCUGGAACCCAAUGAACGAUGAGCGCUCAGGAGGCGGACCAAUCCGUCGCGGUGGCAUGGGUAACCGGGGGCAAUAUCGCACAGGCCCAUAUGACCGUCGAGGCAACAGGUUUGACGGAGGCCGAAAUCGUCCCGGCGGAUCGCGCUGGGGAGAUGGUGCUGGCGGUGCUGCAGGCGGUCCUCGCGAAGCCGUGCAGGGCCGUAGCUUAAAGAGCUACGAAGACCUAGAUCACGUCUCUGGCGGUGGUGGAAGUGAACUCAACUACUGA
Molecule: messenger RNA, 2589 nt
Organism: Metarhizium acridum CQMa 102
Lineage: Eukaryota; Fungi; Ascomycota; Sordariomycetes; Hypocreales; Clavicipitaceae
Source: RefSeq, a predicted model, not a curated record